Symbiodinium sp. CCMP2592 is the source of this 1370-nucleotide messenger RNA. NCBI's taxonomy places the organism in Eukaryota, Dinophyceae, Suessiales, Symbiodiniaceae. The record is from the annotation of a GenBank genome assembly.
GGCUUAUCACCACAUCUUCGGAGAAGUUGGGGGCCGACAAGGACGUGGCUUCGAUUCGGGGCCUCGCCUUGGAUCAGGGGCCCGCUGGGCGCACGGUGGCUGGCAAGGUGCUGUUGAAACGCCUGGAGGCGGACUUCAAGUACUAUGCAGGGCUGGAGGAGUCUUCAUUCUGGAACAUCACGCCGUCGACGGUGACGAGCCUCCUUCAGGAUAAAGAGCAGCUUGCGGAGCUUCUGGCGGAGUUGGAGCGCCUUCAGACCGUUCUGAGAAACAUGGCACGAUCUGACACAGAUGCUAUGUAUGAAGCCAUGGCAACCGCCAAGAGUUUGGCCAACACUGUCCGGGGCCAGGAGGGAGCGGCGAUACGUCUUGCGCGCUUGGUGGGCGCUGCUCCCACACUGAGCUUUCAGGACAUUCUCCAAGUUCUUCUCGUUCGUGGCGGCACGGAGUUGUUGUUGCCCCAUCUGUGUCCCAUGCUCACGGGGGAGGAUAUCCGUGAUUUGGCAGCAGCUGCGGUGCUGGCACUCCUCUUGAGCUCACGCGCACUCCUUUGCCGACGCGCGUUGGCUGCGCUGGGAGCGCUGAAGGCCCUGGUUGAACGAGCAAAGAAGAUGGACUCCAGCCGCGUCAGUGGCAAUGCUCGGCGUCAGAGUUGGUGGCGAAGACUCAGCGGCAGGUUUCGCCAUGAGGAGGAUGACGUGGAGGAGGACGCACGUGGCCCAGAGUUGUGUGAUGCCGCGUGCGAGGUCGCCGCGGCCCUCGGUGUGGAAGCGCACAGCGUAGAGGGGAUGACGUACGAUCCCCGCUUGGUGCUCUUCGAGUUCGUCGCCGGGCUUGUGCUGCGCAAGAAGCAGGUGGAGCUCGUCAGGGCGAUGCAGGCGGCUGUUGAGGAGGGGCGUCCGCUGGUGCACCAGAUGCUGAUGGGCCAGGGGAAGACAACCGUCGUAACGCCGCUGACCAUCCUGGUUCAUGGCACUUCGACAAGGGCCUGUGUCGUUUGCUGCCCGUCGGCCCUGCUGGAGUUCACCUGCAAAGUGCUGCGGGAGCGCCUGUGCGGCGUGCUGUUUCGCCCGGUGGUGGAGUUCCAUUUCACUCGUUCCACACCAGUUUCGGACGAUCACUUCUUCAAAUUGCUGCAUGCUCAGGCAUCGCGUGCAGUCCUCUGUUCCGGGCCCACGGCGCUGAAAUCCCUGUUGCUUCGCUUCGUGCUCACACUGCACGCCAUCGAUGUUGCUCAAAGCAAGGAAGUGGAGAGGACCGAGGUGAAUCGCAGCAAGGAAGCGACACACCACGACCAUGUGCCACUGGGCAAGGAUCCUCGGCGGGUUGUCAUGAAAGCCCACGUUGUACGUUCUGUAGAUGAAUACUGA